AUGACUUUCACACCUGACUUUGACGCCAUUGUGGUGGGUGCCGGCUUCGGCGGUAUCUACAUGACCAAGAAGCUUGUGGACCAGGGGCUCUCGGUAAAGGUAAUCGAGGCGGCGCCAGAUGUCGGGGGAACGUGGUAUUGGAAUCGAUAUCCAGGCGCGAUGUCAGACACGCGCUCCUUUCUCUACCGCUACUCUUGGGACCUCGAGGACCUCUGCCAGUACCCCUGGGAUCGAGAAUAUUUAAACCAACCGCAGGUGUUGGUUUACCUCCAGCAUGUCGUUGACCGCCAUCACCUUCGACAAUAUAUGCAAUUCAACACGGAGAUGAAAGCCGCAUCGUGGAACAGCGAACGGAACGCCUGGAUGGUCGAUGUCUCCCCCGAUCAAAAGCUGACCUCCCGCUAUCUCGUGACCGCGGUGGGACUCUUAUCCAGGCAAAACUAUCCCGAUAUUCCCGGAAUCCGCUCCUUCCAAGGCGAAAUGUACCAUACUGGUAGCUGGCCCGCUUCUCACGACUUCCGCGACAAGCGGGUUGGAGUCAUCGGAAACGGAUCAACCGGCGUUCAACUGGUGACCGCGCUGGCAAGCGAGGCAAAGCAUCUGAUAUCCUUCCAGAGAAAUCCGCAGUACGUGGUGCCGGCUGGGAACCGGGAGGUACCCCCGGAGGCGCGUCAACGCCUCAAUCAAUGCUGGGAGCAGACCUGGAGCGAGGCCAAGCACAGCAUGUUUGGGUUUGGAUUUCGAGAGAGUGCCAUUCCAACCUUCAGUGUGAGUGAAGAAGAGCGAGAGAGGAUCUUCGAGGAAGCCUGGGAGUAUGGAAGCGGCUUCUACUUCAUGUUCGGCACAUUCUGCGACAUCUCCUACAACGAAGACGCCAACCGAGCGGCUGCCGACUUUAUUCGGCGGAAGAUUCAGCAGACAGUGAAAGAUCCUAUCAAAGCGCAGAAACUGAUGCCGACGGGAUGGUUCGCCCGCCGGCCACUGUGUGACACUGGCUACUAUGAAAAAUUCAACCAGCCCAACGUGGAUAUUGUCAAUGUCAAUUCCAACCCUAUCACUGAGGUCACCGAGAACAGUGUUCGCACCGCUGAUGGCACCGCGUACGAAGUGGACGUCAUUAUCCUCGCGACAGGGUUUGAUGCCGUUGACGGCAGCUACAAACGGAUCCCCAUCCACGGGUCCUCGGGUCAGACGCUGAGGGGAAAUUGGAAAGAUGAGCCCAAAUCGUACCUGGGUAUAUCCGCGCCCGGUUUCCCCAACCUCUUGAUGAUCCUGGGACCUAAGGGACCGUUCACCAACUUACCGCCGCUCAUCGAAGCUCAGGUCGAGUUUAUCGCGGGCCUAAUCGCCCAAGCGAACCAGGCGGCUUCCUGCAAACCACGGAUUGAGGCGGACACCGAUGCCAUGAUGCAAUGGUGUCAAACAUGCGAUGAGCUUAGCGCGGGGAGUCUGUUCCGGAAGACCGACUCGUGGAUCUUUGGAGCCAAUGUGCUCGGCAAGAAGAAGGCGGUAUUGUUCUAUUUUGGCGGAUUGGCGAAUUAUCGAAAGGUAUUGGAGGGGACCGUCCAGGGUGGAUACAUGGGGUUUAAGCCAUUCUAA
Messenger RNA from Aspergillus glaucus CBS 516.65, 1599 nucleotides. RefSeq names its product flavin-containing monooxygenase. Lineage: Eukaryota; Fungi; Ascomycota; Eurotiomycetes; Eurotiales; Aspergillaceae. Gene Ontology annotation, molecular function: NADP binding; N,N-dimethylaniline monooxygenase activity; flavin adenine dinucleotide binding. The transcript is spliced from 2 exons. Bases 1 to 1599 code for a protein of 532 amino acids. The record is from RefSeq and is a predicted model, not a curated record.